Messenger RNA from Cyclospora cayetanensis, 684 nucleotides. RefSeq lists its product as uncharacterized. The record is from RefSeq and is a predicted model, not a curated record. The transcript has 2 exons. NCBI's taxonomy places the organism in Eukaryota, Apicomplexa, Conoidasida, Eucoccidiorida, Eimeriidae. Bases 1 to 684 code for a protein of 227 amino acids.
AUGUUACCCCCAGGGACUUAUAAGGCGCCUGUCCCUGCUGCUGCUGCACCAGCCUCAACAAAAGCCAGGGGCCCCCGAGGGGGCCCACUGGGUGCGUCCCCUAAAGGGCGUAAACAUGAAGGCGGGGAGGAGGAGCUGUCUGCAGCCGAGUCGGCAGCAGCAGCAGUACUAGAAGAGGUUGUUUCUGCUGGUGCUGCACUAAUCCACAAGCGAGCAGAAGACCGACGCUGCUUCGUUUUUGCUGCAGAAGACGCCACACGCAGCCUGCUCGAUAUCUUACGUCUUUGCUACUUAACCAUAGACCUGGGGGAGCCAGGUGACCUCACAGGGGCCCCUGAGAAGUUAUUGGGCAACCCAGCAGAUGAGCAGUCCCAAACAAUCGGAACUGAGAGCUCCGCGGGGAAACUCCAAACAAUCGCUUCCCUGGCAGAGGGCGAGGAAGGCUUUGGAUCGCAAGUCUCCUCAAGAGUCCUCUGGGAUCAACCGCCCAUGCCUAUUCCGGGCAACCAAGACAGAUGGGCCCCCGGGUGCGCUGGCAUCAAGCCCUUAACGCCUGAGCUCCGGAAAGUGCUGGCCGAAGCCGACCAAGCAAGGGCAGAAAAGGCAGCACGAAGAGGCGCCUUUCCAAGGAGGAACGGAACUCCUUCAGGAUCAGCAGGAGCUGCCGCAGCCACCCCUGGCUAA